AAACCCUAGCCUGUUUCAGCUCUCUUUUAAAUAACAAACCCUAAUUUUUCACUUCUUCUUCUCGCCUACCAACUACCCUGCGCCAAUUUUCUAGCGGUUUCUCUGCUGUUUUCUCAGGAUGGAAUCACAGAUUAAGCAUGCUGUUGUGAUUAAAGUUAUGGGCAGGACUGGAUCCAGAGGACAGGUGACUCAAGUGAGGGUCAAGUUUCUCGAUGAUCAGAAUCGGUUCAUUAUGAGGAAUGUUAAGGGACCCGUUAGAGAAGGGGACGUGCUCACUCUUCUUGAGUCUGAGAGGGAAGCUAGGAGGCUUCGUUGAUCGCUCCACUUUCGCCCUAUUGUUGGUGGUAGCACCCAAGAUUGUUUGCUGUUAUAGUAACUAGGGUAAUUGGCAAUGAUGUUAUCUCGACUUACAUUAUCAAGAUUUUGAGUUUUUGUUUAUGGGUUUGUAAUCUGACUGGUGCAAAUUUUUGAAGUAUGAUUGAAACCUAAAGCUUGUUUUGCA
This is a messenger RNA of Mercurialis annua (annual mercury), 502 nucleotides long. Its product is annotated as 40S ribosomal protein S28-2. NCBI's taxonomy places the organism in Eukaryota, Viridiplantae, Streptophyta, Magnoliopsida, Malpighiales, Euphorbiaceae. The transcript has 2 exons. Gene Ontology annotation, cellular component: ribosome; cytosolic small ribosomal subunit. Gene Ontology annotation, biological process: maturation of SSU-rRNA; translation; ribosomal small subunit assembly. The record is from RefSeq and is a predicted model, not a curated record. Gene Ontology annotation, molecular function: structural constituent of ribosome. Bases 119 to 316 code for a protein of 65 amino acids.